AUGGAAGUCAACGACAAGUUCUUUGCCCGGGACGAUGUCUUCUGGGAAAACUACCUGAAGGGCCGACCCCGAGUGCCCGACUCCUUUUUCGACCGCAUUUUCGACUACCACAAGGCCAAGGGCGGACAUUUUGGGACCGUCCACGAUGUUGGCGCAGGCAACGGUCCCUAUGCCCUGCGACUGCGCUCCCGUUUCGAUCAUGUUAUCGUCUCCGAUAUCGUGGCGAACAAUAUUGAAUUAGCCCGCCGUCGCCUACAAGGGGAGGAGGGCUUCAGCUUCCGCACGGCCCGGCUGCAAGACGCCGACGAUAUCGCGGCCGGCAGCGUCGACAUGGUCUUCGCAACCAACGUGAUGCAUUUCGCUGACCCCCAGGACAUCGCCAUGGCCGCUAUCGCGCAUCAGUUGCGACCGGGCGGCACUUUUGCCACGGCCGGCUUUGGUCCUGCGCGGUUUCACGAUGUCCGCCUGCAGAGCUUGUGGGAUCGCAUUAGCCGCGAGGGUGGACGACAGCUCCUUAAAAAGGCCAAUGAUCCUAUGGAGACUGCGCGGGUUAUGCUACGAACGCAGGGAACGUAUAACGUUGCCCCUCUGCCGCGAGGGACUUUCGCCCCGGGCGCGCUGCGAAUCCAUCUCAAUAUGACAAACGCGGGCAUUCAGAGCAUGCUGCCUCUAGAUGAUGUCUAUCAAAACACAUCUGAACCGAAUUACACGGGGCCGGACGAUGUCAAGAUCUACGAGGACGACGAGGGCUGGAGCUUUGAGACGGACCUGGCGGGGGUGAAGGAGCAUUUUGAGUCUUUCCCAUUUGUGUCGCAAUUUCCCGGUGCCUUCACGGACAUGUACCGAGAAUUAGACGAUCUUCUCGCGGAUGGGAAACCUGUACGGGGCUAUUUCCCGGUCAAGGUCAUCUUAGCGACGCGGUCUUAG
Molecule: messenger RNA, 927 nt
Organism: Aspergillus lentulus
Lineage: Eukaryota; Fungi; Ascomycota; Eurotiomycetes; Eurotiales; Aspergillaceae
Product: class I SAM-dependent methyltransferase
Molecular function (GO): S-adenosylmethionine-dependent methyltransferase activity
Source: RefSeq, a predicted model, not a curated record